AUGGUAGCGACGGUGGUGACGGUAGUGGCGUUGGCUGUGAUAGUAGAGUCGUCCGAGUACAGGCAAGGAGAGAGAGGACAAGGGAUCACGGUGAACUGGUGUAACCCGACGAGCGAGACGCAGAACCGCAUAUACGUGGACACGCCGCUCGAAUUUCGCGGUUACUUCACAACGAUAUCCGGAUACACCUGCUUGUUCUCGUUAGAGCAAGCCUGGUUAGAGCAAAGCUUGUUUUUCCUGUCGGGGUGGUUUCCGGGGUGGAGGUUGCACGUAUACGUGGGGAGUGUCGCAGGUGCGGAGGAACUCGCGGGGGAGGGUAGCAUAUACCGGGGGGUGAGGGAAGGUGUGUGUCCUCGUACUCCUGCGCAACGCCGGAGCACCACCGAAGUCCUGGUCGGGAGGAGCCGUUCACUUGGCACACACGGGGAACGCUGUAGCAUCUGGCUGACAGACAGCAACCAUCUAAAAAAAGAGUAAGUACCUAUCUGCGAUUACCUCAUUCACUCGUGAGAAAAA
This is a messenger RNA of Atta colombica, 516 nucleotides long. RefSeq lists its product as uncharacterized. The record is from RefSeq and is a predicted model, not a curated record. Bases 1 to 477 code for a protein of 158 amino acids. The transcript is spliced from 3 exons. NCBI's taxonomy places the organism in Eukaryota, Metazoa, Arthropoda, Insecta, Hymenoptera, Formicidae.